GGCCUCCCGGGAAUCGUAGUUCUUAGUGCUGGGGCGCCUGGAGGGACUGGUGGUUGGAGGCCUGGAGCGGCACUUGCGCUUGGCCGCAGUCCCUGGCACCAUGUCCCGUGUGGCGUUGCUCUGCCACGUGAAAGGCACCGUAGCCCUGCAGGUGGGGGACGUGCGAACCUCCCAAGGCCGGCCUGGGGUGUUGGUCAUCGAUGUCACCUUCCCCAACGUCCCGCCCUUCGAGCUGCAGGAAAUCACGUUUAAGAAUUACUACACGGCCUUCCUGAGCAUCCGUGUCCGUCGGGAUACCUCGGUGCACACACCAGCCAAGUGGGUGACCUGCCUGCGGGACUACUGCCUGAUGCCCGACCCGCACAGUGAGGAAGGAGCCCAGGAGUAUGUGUCGCUGUUCAAGCACCAGAUGCUGUGUGACAUGACUGGAGUCCUGGAGCUGCGUCUGAUUCUUCGGCAGCCGUCACCACUCUGGCUGUCUUUCACAGUGGAGGAGCUGCAGAUCUACCAGCAGGGACCAAAGACUCCCCCGGUGACCUUUCCCAAGUGGCUGUCCCACCCGGUGCCCAGUGAGCAGCCUACCCCCCUUCUUGAGGGUCUCCCAGACCCGAGCAGGGUGUCCUCUGAGGUGCAGCAGAUGUGGGCGCUGACAGAGAUGAUCCGGGCCAGCCACACCUCCACAAGGAUCGGCCGCUUCGAUGUGGAUGGCUGUUAUGACCUGAACUUGCUCUCCUACACUUGAGUGGUAGCUCCUAGCUGAGACGAUGGCUUCUUCAUGCCCACCAGGCUUGGUUCGGGCCACCAGAGGCCGAAGUGUGUCCCCUGUCGCACUCCCAGUGUUGCCUGCAUGCCUGUACUGUCUGGGCCACAUUCACUGAUUCGAGACUCCUGGGCAAACUCAGUGUAAUGGCUCGUUCCUCUAGUCCUGGCUACUUGGGAGACUGAGGCAGGAGGAUUACAAGUUGGAGGCCAGUGUGGGCAACAUGGCAAGACUCUGUCUCUCUGUAAAAAAAAACAAAACAAAACGACCCUGGGGCGCCUUUUGUUGCUUUAGCAUGGGCUCCUGGCAGGGGUGUGCUCCAUCUGCAGCCCAGUCUUCCUUCAUCUUCUCCCCUGAGAACACGCCAGUUCUACCGAGAAUCCCCGAGGGCCUUCUGCCCCUCCUGCCAGCACGCACGCUGCUGUCCCCUGCCUGCUCCUCACCUGUUAGGACUGCUGCCGCUAAUGCUGGAAGGCCACUGCUGCCGUGACAUUCUGCUGGACUGGGAAGCUUAUGGCAGAAACGAACCCCAUUUCUUCCACCGAACCCCUUGUGGGCUUCUCUCUGUGCAGUGCUCACAGGAAGAAAUUCCCUGCCGCCUUCCUAGGGAGCAAAGCUCAGGAUUUCAGUGGCCUGAGUCCCUCAGUCCCCGAGCUGGCUCCUGGAUGUGUGUUCAAAUGGUACACGCUUCAGGCCUGGGCAGGUGCCUCUGGCGAGCCCACGGCCUGAAAACCAAGGCUUGGGAUCUGCUGCCAUCUGACACAGCCCCAAACACACCCCAUCCCCUCUCCUAGUUGUCCCUUUCCAGCAUCAUGCUCAGCAUGAUGAGGGAUCAGCCUUGGUGGGAGAGGUGUCCAGGUGAGGAUUCUCGCAGUGCCUUUUAGGAGUGAGGCCCUCGUUAUCUCAGGCCAACUUGAGCGAGGCAGGUUGCUCUUCCUGAGUGUGAGAAACUUGGAAGAAAGCCCGGCUGUGCUCUGGCUCUUCCUGGCUUUGCUCCUGGGGCUGUUAGGAAGCUGCUGCAGGGUGUGUCAGACCUGCAGAAUUGGACCUGUGUGGUUUUAUGGGCAAGCUGGGCCACCUUUUGGUGGCCACUCUGCUCUCCCCACUGAGUUCUUACAGGUGGUGUCUUUACCUGCAGGGUCAUUUGCUUAAUUCACUCAACUCUGUCUGAAGGGGUGCUGACUGUAGUCCCAUCUUCGAGGGACACAGCGGUCCUCAGCAUGUGUGUGGGGGAAGGACUGUGGGGUGGCAGGGAUCGUGCUCAGUCCCAGCGAGAUCAAUAAACACAUGGAAUGCAUGACUGUGCUGUCUGCCUGUCUGCUCAGCAGGAGAGCGGGGACCCCUGCAAAGGGCUGCCAUGGCGCUCGGCCUGCCGGGCUGCUCCGCCCUCUGUGACCUCUCCACACCUCCAGUCCCCAUUUGACCUUAAACUCUUGAGGUCCCAACCUGCAAACCCUUGGCAGAACUUUGAUCCCUUGGAGGCAGGGCAGAGCAGCAGGGGAGAUCCAG
Molecule: messenger RNA, 2269 nt
Organism: Tupaia belangeri chinensis (Chinese tree shrew)
Lineage: Eukaryota; Metazoa; Chordata; Mammalia; Scandentia; Tupaiidae
Gene: NICN1
Product: nicolin 1, tubulin polyglutamylase complex subunit
Exons: 6
Coding region: 101-742 (213 amino acids)
Cellular component (GO): nucleoplasm
Source: RefSeq, a predicted model, not a curated record